AUGGCUGCCUUCGAGAGUUGGGUUAGCAACCCGGACGAGAGCCAUGGACCGCUUAUGUCGGUCGUCACUUGGUCGCUGGUCUCCGUCGCUGCUGCCUUCUUGAUCCCUCGGCUUUGUAUUCGCCAGCGUCGCGGGAAGUUGUGGCUUGAUGAUUGCACACUUGUCGUCAGCUGGAUCUUACUGCUGAUCCAAGUCUCCAUCAACCAAGUAUCUAUCAACUUAGGCUAUGGAAGACAUACACUUGACCUCGACUUGCGGAAUCUUGAUACAUUGAUGUAUAUUGGCGGGGCGGAACUGACGAUAUAUACCAUCGCUAUAGCCCUGAGCAAGAUCUCUUUCGGACUUACUUUGCUUCGGCUGACGGAUGGAUGGGUCAGACUCUACGUCUACUUUGCCAUCUGUACCCUGGCAAUAUUUGCAGUCCCUGCUACUAUUAUGCCAUGGGUGCAAUGCAAACCACUAGUCAAAACAUUUGUCGACUUCAUACCGGGCGAGUGCAUCGACAAGCACCCCUCUGUUGUGUAUGGGCGUUUCCAAGCUGUGUGGUCGGCACUUAUGGAUGUGUCUCUUGCUAUGUUGCCGUGGAAAAUCCUUUCGAGCCUGCAAAUGCGCACCGCAGAGAAGAUCGGUGUAUGUGUCGCCAUGAGUCUGGGAGUGCUAGCCGGAGUUACAUCAAUUAUCAGAUCUACAUACAUUGAGGAAUUGACAGUACAGGAUGUAUCAUAUGAAUCCUACAAACCCAUUAUAUGGGCAGUCGCGGAAUGCUCCAUGGCCAUCGUCGCUACCUCAAUUCCAGUACUUCGCGUCGUUUUCAAGCAUGCGCUCAACUCUGCGAUCGAAGGCAAAUCACGCUCCUACCCUUCCAACGCUGCGAGCUCGGGAAACCGAAUGAGAACACGACAAUCAAGCAGGAAGACGCCCGAGAUGACGGCCAGUGGAGAAUGCGGAGAAUCUGUCGAGGAAGUAUUUGGACGUCGAUCGAAUGAAUCAGAGAACUAUGUGGAGAUGGAUGAUCUGGCAGUCGACGAGGAGACUGGGCGUGUCACUACUUCGUCUCCAGAACCUCUGCCAGACCAUGCCAAGCGCCAUGUACCAAACUGGCCCGUAUGA
Messenger RNA from Exserohilum turcica Et28A, 1110 nucleotides. RefSeq lists its product as uncharacterized. The transcript has 7 exons. NCBI's taxonomy places the organism in Eukaryota, Fungi, Ascomycota, Dothideomycetes, Pleosporales, Pleosporaceae. The record is from RefSeq and is a predicted model, not a curated record. The coding region runs from base 1 to 1110 and encodes 369 amino acids.